ACAAGGUUCACGUCGCGUAGUAUAUAUUCUUACUACAAGAAAUAAUCAGUAAAUACCAUCUGUAGACACGAGCAUGAAUCCUCCUAAACAUUGACGAAAGUCUCUGAAAAAUGGAAGCACCAACACCUCAGUCAGCGCAGGAUACCACUAUUGCAUGCAAUCCGAUACAACUGAACGCAUUGAAGACAGCUGCUAAUAUUUUAUUUAAUGAGAGGAAAUAUGCUAAGGCAGUUGUGGCAUAUAGCAAAGCCCUUCAGGUAUCUCCGACGAGUGCAGUUUUGCUUGCGAAUCGUGCACUUGCCCACCUUCAUCUUGAAAACUACGCGAGCGCAUUUGAUGAUAGCUCGUUGGCAAUAAGGCUUGACCCUGGAUAUGUAAAAGGCUACUAUCGAAGAGGCUCGUCCAAUUUCAUUCUUGGCAAGUUUGGCAGUGCUCUGAAAGACUUUGAGAAGGUAGUGCAACUGCAGCCGAGAAACUUAGAAGGGAAAAAAAAAGUAAGAGAGUGUGAACUUGCACUGCGCAAGCAGCGCUUCGAAUAUGCGAUUCGAGUUCCAGAAUCUGUUCUGGUGAAAGUUUCAGAUUCUAUUGAACUUGACACAAUUACUGUAGAAAAUACAUACGACGGUCCUCGACUAGGAGAGAAUCACACUGUCACGGCCAAUUUUGUGAAAGAUAUGAUUCUUCAAUUCAAAAAUUGUAAAGCUAUUCACUUGCGCAGGUAUGCAUACGAAAUACUACUUCAAACAAAUUUACAUAUUUGUUCUGUUCCAUCUUUAUUGGGAAAACACAUUACUGUGUGCGGAGACAUACAUGGCCAGUUCUUCGAUUUGUGCAACAUUUUCGAGCUCAACGGGGAGCCUUCGGAGGAUAACCCAUACCUGUUCAAUGGUGACUUUGUGGAUCGUGGUUCAUUUUCUGUGGAAGUGGUCCUCACAUUGUUUGCCUUUAUGUGUCUAUGUCCUGAGAGUUUACGACUUAUUCGCGGCAAUCACGAAACAUCCGCUAUGAAUAAGCUUUAUGGUUUUGAUGGAGAAGUCCGAGCAAAAUAUAAUGGCAAACUUGCUGAUUUGUUCCAAGAGAUCUUCUGCUGUCUUCCACUGGGUUGUGUCCUUGGUAAGAAAGUAUUUAUCGUGCAUGGAGGUCUGUUCUCGAAAGACGGCGUGAAGGUUGAAGAUCUAAAAAGUAUUGACCGGUUCCAUGAACCUCCUGACGAAGGUCCUUUCUGUGAAAUGUUAUGGAGUGAUCCUUGCUGUGAGCCAGGUCGUUAUCCUAGCAAGCGAGGCAUUGGUAUAGCAUUCGGUCCUGAUGUCACGAAGAAAUUUAUUAUCGAGAAUAAUCUCGAACUUGUUAUUCGGAGUCAUGAAGUGAAGGAUGACGGAUUUGAGAUCGAACAUGAUGGCUCACUAAUAACUGUAUUCAGUGCUCCUAAUUAUUGUGACCAGAUGGAAAAUAAGGGAGCUUUCAUCCGUUUUGAGAGUGACAUGGUACCUCACAUCACCACUUUCAAUGCAGUGAACCACCCUCCUGUGCGUCCAAUGCAAUUUGCACCUCACAUAUUUUAGUGGCAAAUAUUCUCGAGGCAAAAGGAGAAAAAAAGUUGCUUCGUUGAUGUCUUCGGGAUUCGCUCACCCUGCGCAAUAAUUAUGCGAAUCAAGCUAACCAUAUAUUUGCAGUGCGGAGCACGUUCAGAAUUGGAACGAAUUGAAGAACUCGGUGAGUGAAAUGCAAUAGUUUCAAAAAGUGUCGUUUUGACACUAACAUCUCUUAGCAUUUUUACUCAUUUGUACAUGUUGAAGAAAUUGCUCACAAAGAUUGAAUCUUUCGUGAGCAAGUCCUCGACCAUAUCAUCAUCUUCGCGAUAGUUGUUCCUACUUCGAAAGCUCACAAAGAUUGAAUCUUUCGUGUGCAAGUCGUCGACACUUCGUCGACCAUAUCAUCAUCUUCGCAAUAAGUUGUUCCUACUUCGAAAUACCCCUGCUCCCGUACCGUCUGCUGGAAGGCCACUGCUACAUAAAUAGGGCAUUUUUGAUACUGGUGCACCAACAGAUCUUAGAUGCGCCGAAAAAUUACUAUCAAACACCAAGAUACAGCAGACGUCCGCAAGUCGCGUGGAAGAUAACUGUGACAGGACGAAAAUUCUUUUCGACACAGCGUGUACUGCUCUCACAAUUCCGAUUCCUACAAUGUCACGUAAUACACUGUGGCCUGGAAGGUUCUUCGCCAGGCCCACUACGCAGCCUGUCAAUGCUUCUGUUAUGCAUGACUCGGGAAGAAUGUUCCCAUAAACAAUGAUGUGAACAUCGGAUACAGAUAUGCUCCAAGGACUGGGUUGCGAAACAACCUCCGCGAACGAACCCCACAAAAAAUCGCGCCGAACGUUUGAUAUGCACGCAGAUGUUUUCGAGAAGAAAAGUCCAGAAGAGAAGCACCUAUCGGCAUGAGCUUGAACACAUUGCAAUCCCCACUGCAACCAUGCGGGCGAAACAAGAACGUGGCCAAACGGUCGCGAGCCCGAAGGC
Micromonas pusilla CCMP1545 is the source of this 2519-nucleotide messenger RNA. RefSeq lists its product as uncharacterized. The record is from RefSeq and is a predicted model, not a curated record. NCBI's taxonomy places the organism in Eukaryota, Viridiplantae, Chlorophyta, Mamiellophyceae, Mamiellales, Mamiellaceae. Bases 111 to 1562 code for a protein of 483 amino acids. The transcript has 11 exons. Gene Ontology annotation, molecular function: protein binding; hydrolase activity.